This is a messenger RNA of Cynoglossus semilaevis (tongue sole), 1438 nucleotides long. It is a transcript of the gene aqp1a.1, whose product is annotated as aquaporin 1a (Colton blood group), tandem duplicate 1. Lineage: Eukaryota; Metazoa; Chordata; Actinopteri; Pleuronectiformes; Cynoglossidae. Gene Ontology annotation, cellular component: membrane. Gene Ontology annotation, molecular function: ammonium channel activity; glycerol transmembrane transporter activity; carbon dioxide transmembrane transporter activity. Gene Ontology annotation, biological process: carbon dioxide transmembrane transport; hyperosmotic response; renal water transport. The coding region runs from base 71 to 976 and encodes 301 amino acids. The transcript is spliced from 5 exons. The record is from RefSeq and is a predicted model, not a curated record.
CUCUGUAGUAAAGAGUUAAGAAGAGUUUUAAAAGUUUUCACUGAAUCUUUGGAAUUACCCAGGUUUUACAAUGCCCGCCCCCAAACCAUUAUCAAACCAGCGCGUAUAUAUGCAGCUGGCUGCUGUAGUUCAGCUGAGACCAACUACACAGGACAGCUCCAACCCAGAGCUUGACUGCCCCCCUGCCAACAUGAAAGAGUUCAAGAGCAAAGAAUUCUGGAGGGCUGUUCUGGCCGAACUGGUCGGCAUGACCCUCUUCAUUUUCCUCAGUCUGGCAUCGGCCAUCGGAAACACAAACAACAGCAACCCUGACCAGGAGGUCAAGGUGUCACUGGCCUUCGGACUGGCCAUCGCCACACUGGCCCAGAGUUUAGGCCACAUCAGUGGAGCCCACCUGAAUCCUGCAGUCACCCUGGGGAUGCUCGCAAGCUGUCAAAUCAGCGUCUUCAAGGCCGUCAUGUACAUGAUUGCCCAAAUGCUGGGUUCAGCCCUGGCCAGUGGCAUUAUGUACGGAGCACGUCCCAGUACCACAGACGCACUGGGACUGAACGCUCUCAACGGUGUUACUCCCAGCCAAGGCGUGGGCAUAGAGCUGCUGGCUACGUUCCAGCUCGUGCUGUGUGUCAUUGCAGUUACUGAUAAAAGACGGCGUGAUGUCACUGGCUCUGCACCCCUAGCCAUUGGCCUCUCGGUCACUCUGGGACACUUGGCAGCUAUCAGCUACACAGGCUGUGGCAUCAAUCCUGCUCGAUCCUUUGGCCCAGCUUUGAUCCUGAACAAUUUUGAAAACCACUGGGUUUACUGGGUUGGCCCAAUGUGUGGUGGUGUAGCAGCAGCUCUCAUCUACGACUUCAUGCUUUCUCCCAAAUUUGAGGAUUUCCCUGAUCGUAUGAAAGUACUGGUCAGCGGUCCAGCGGGUGACUAUGACGUUAACGGCGGCAACGACGUCGGAAAUGUGGAGAUGGGAACAAAAUAGCGAUGAGCGGUUGCUUUAUACGUGCCUUCACUCCUGUUUAUAGGCUGUCAUCUUUAGUGGUUAGGAUCCGACUGGGGUUUUUGUGCUUUAUUUUUUUAUAGUACUAUGGUCAACGCUCCACCAGUGUCUCGUUACACUUCUGUUUGAGUGCACACGCAAUUGUUUUACACUAAAACAUGAAAGCUGAGGUUUCUUCUUUUUUUAUAAAUUAGACAAAAAUAUCCUCCAACAUUCUACUUUGCAAUUUAUGAAAAACAGACCUCUGUGUAAAGGUGAAAAAAUAGUGGGAUGGUUAGGUGUCGAACUUAUUUCAGUAUCAGUAUUCCUAUGUGGAGCCAUUUUUUGUAUACAAAUUUCUAUAUGUUUGUAUCAAGUUUUUGCGUAUGAUGAAUUAUGUAUUGUAUGAACACUUUUCAAUGGUCUCUCACUUUUUUAUAUAAAUAAAACACAUAUUAUUAAUAG